Molecule: messenger RNA, 882 nt
Organism: Schistosoma bovis
Lineage: Eukaryota; Metazoa; Platyhelminthes; Trematoda; Strigeidida; Schistosomatidae
Source: the annotation of a GenBank genome assembly
AUGCCUAGGAAGAAAAAUGUUAAGUCGGGGAAAAAGCGUGGCAAAAGAUUGAAGACUUCUAGGAAAAAGACAGUGUUAGAAGCUAAAAUAGACAAAUUUUGUGCAGAUGAGGAAAAGUACAUUGAUUUUUUAAAGCGUUCAAAUUUGUGGAUAAAUUGUCAUGCGGAGCAAUUAAAAAAUCUUCUUCAUUUAACAGCCCACUACUCAGAUUUAAACUUUACAUAUGAUGAUUUUAAAGCUGCUCUGUUAUCAUUGAAGUGUCCAUUUACAAAGUUUGAAAUCGAUGUAAUUACAAGAUUGCUUGAUAAAAAUAAGAAUGGUUUUAUUGACUAUCAGGAUUUAACAUGCAGCUUAACAAAAUUAAGUCUUGAAGAUGGAACUCUAAAAGAAUUAAGUAUUGAAAGAAUAGCGAAAUCAGAUAGAGGGUCGGUUAUUUGCAAGUUUAAUUGUUUAAAUUGUAUAAAUAUCCAUGAAAGUCCAUUGCAUUUUGAGCAGUUGGUUCCAUUGAAUACAUACACUGAAGGUUUGGUUAACAUUAUUCGUCAUAAAACGUUAUUAUGGUUACCGAAGAUUUCAAUAUUUUUAAGUGUGAAUGCCGAGCCUGCAAGUGAGCUACUAUCAGAAUUAAUGCUAAGUGAUUAUGAUAUAAAAAGUGGUGCGAAAUAUGAUGCACCAAAAUUGGAUUUGUUCUACAAACCUACUGGUCAAAUAUUAUCAAAUGAUCAUUAUACUGUCGAAUUAUUAGAUACAGUUGACACUCUACAGUCUGAUCCUGUUUUAUGGUCUAAACUUGUGACAGAAAAUAUCAAAUUUCAAGAAACUUCACCACAUAAUUUUCAACUACUUGCUAAUAUAGAUAGUAGUAUAAAUCCUUUCACAUAA